Messenger RNA from Iphiclides podalirius (scarce swallowtail), 906 nucleotides. The record is from the annotation of a GenBank genome assembly. NCBI's taxonomy places the organism in Eukaryota, Metazoa, Arthropoda, Insecta, Lepidoptera, Papilionidae.
AUGCCAAGACAUUUCGUAUGUUUGCUGCUGUACCUCGACGAGAGGAAUUGGCCCGGACCCAAAUGCAACGGUGUCGGCACCCGCCAGUCGCCCAUCGACAUUCGGACGUCGGACGUCAUCAAGGAUUUCGGCAAGGAGUUCGUCAAGCACGGAGCGCUCGAGUUCGACGGCUACCAGCAGGUGUUGCUGACUGCGAUUAACAACGAUUACACGGUUAUGUUCAGCACGGAGGGCGACAGGGUCUCACAGCCCAAGAUCAGGGGAGGGCCCCUUGCCCACGAGUACAGGCUGGAGCAGAUGCAUCUGCACUGGCUCUCUGAGCACGCCAUUGACGGCAUUAAGUUUCCCGUCGAAAUCCACUUCGUUCACGUGAGGGCAGACCUCGACGUUAAACGGGCGCUCAAAAGGAAAGAUGGCCUCGCUAUUUUAGCAACUUUCUGUAAGAUUAUAAAUAACGAAGAACAGACAGAAACGUCGUUUGAUGACCUCACUUUUAUCCUUUCGAGAUUGGAGAGGGUUGGCAGACGAGUGAGCGGCUCGCUGUUAAACUUAACUAAGCUGUUCAGCCCUACACCAAGUCUUUACUAUACAUACUCCGGCUCCCUGACCUCUCCCCUCUGCAACGAAGUCGUCACCUGGAUAGUUUUCCCCGAGCAUAUAUACCUAACAGAAGCGCAAGUGUCAUUGGCGACGCUACCUUUGCAGUACAACCUGCUGGAGAAGGUCCGCGAGGGUCGCUACAACUUCCGAAGGCUGCAGAGGCUGGACGGCCGCCGCGUCUACCAGCCGCCCUCGGACUUCCUAGUAGAACCGCUGAUUGUGACGUCACUGAGGAACGCGGUGAACACAGUCACGGAGUUCUUCGCCAACAUAACAAAGUACGGUGGUCUUUUAAUCCCAGUGUCA